AUGUUGGAACACAGAAAAAUAAGAAAGCCAAGACUGAGUAUCCAUCUGCAAUGCAUUGCUUUGAUUUUAGUGCUCAUCAAGAUAGUACGAUCAAGCCAACCAGGAGAAAACCUUCUUUACAAUGAAAACCUAGAGUCUGAUAAUAAUAAUCUUCCUUUUAGCGAAGGAAGAAAUAACUACUCGGAAAUAGCAAAUAACCUAGUCAAUACUUUUAUAAAGCUAAACAUGGACAUGAAAAACAGAAAAGAGCUCGAUGAACAGAUGGCCUUCCGUCUAGGGCAGGAGAGUGCUCCAGAUGGCCAAACAAAAAAUACGCACGCCUUCACUCCUGCACAUGCUUCAAAAGCUCCUUUCAACCUCAAAACCAGAGAAGAAAUCGAAGAUGAAAGAAUAAUAGCUAAGUCGCUGGCAAGUCUCUCCACGCAUCCUUUCAAAGCAAUUGAAAAGUGCGAUGUGUGCUGUGCCUGCAGGAACAGUGCGCUUGUAGGCUCAGUUGGAAGCGGGAGGAAGUCUGCAUGCAGCAAGAGAGUCCUGGUUGAAAUCCAAGAAAUUCUGAAGAUCGUGUUUAAAGAUCAUGUAUCUGCUGUAGGUACUGGGGAGUCUUCUCUACUAAACCAACUCUUCAGCAGAGCCUUACCUGAAUCAUGCUCUUUUACGAAUAAUAUCGUAAGAAGAAUUAUUCUGAUCCCAGACUCGCACAUUGUCCUCAAAACAUACCUGAUCAUUCUGCUGGACUCCAUCCUCAUGGACCUGUGCAACAGCUACCACUGUCCUCUGUGCCGGUCUCUAUACUCAGAGCCUGGAUUUAUGAUGUACAGAGUUGUCCGGGCUGCAAAUGUGUUUACAAAAUCUCGUGAUGUGAGAGGGCUUUUCGGAAUGGAAAGACUGGAACACUCUCUGAGCUCAAUCGAAGAGGCUCGGCGCCUGCUAGUCUCGCUGAGUGGAAUGUUUGACCUGAUCAAAAUAAACUCAGAAAUGAGAGGCAUAUAUACCAACGUAAUCACCAGAGACAUCACUAGAGGGCCUUCUAAAAUGGAAACUGUGAGCGAACUUCUUACGUACAUGCUGGGACUGACGAUAGUGCUGAACUCAUCUGACUCCAUAUACUACUUUUUGGUUAACCUAGACUCUGCUAAUCUCACUGGCAGCAAUCUCAUUCCCAUUCCCAAUGUGUACAACAUGAGCACACAUAUAUACGAUACAUUGGGGGCAAUAGGAAUAAACGAUAAAAAUAUUGCAAACAUCAUCAGACAGUACAACAGUGCAGCAGGGAGCAACGCGCACAUUAUGCAGGAUGGCAUCAUAAAAACUUUGCAAUCAGCGGGCUUAUUUAUGCAGUCUCCUGCGAAUGUCAAAGUAAAACUGGCGCAACCUCUUUCCUUAUUCAGCACGCCAAAUCCUAUGAGCUUUGCAGGAGCACAUACAAAUUACAUGCCCAAUCAGAUGCUCAAUCUUCCAAAUGUAGCCAUCAAUAAUCCGCAGGUAAACUAUAUAAGUUCCAUGCAGCAUAAUGUGCCUCUUCCCGCUUUUUCUGAAGUCUACACCUAUCAUCCUACGCUUAAAAAAGGGCUCUACAACUCUCAGAAAGAUGAAAAAGUGAAGACACUAGCGCAGAAGAUAGACAGUGCCAUAAAUAGCAGUGGUGCGAGUGCUGCUGCAGCCCAGCAAAAGGGAGCGAAAUCAGUGAAUUUCCCAGAUAAAAAUUUUAGCAGAUUCGUACCUAAUGCGCAAAACUACUCUGGACAGGCUCCAGUGCAGGUGCCAACAGCAGCUCCAAGACAAAUCAAAGUCCCAGUUCGCAUAGAAGCACAAAUACCCGCGCAGAUGACCAUCCCAGCCUCUCCCCAGCAGAUGCCCGUGCAUCAGGCACAGAUGAGUCAUUCUGUUCCAGUGAACUACAGAGUUUUAUCAGUGCCUGCUGGAAGUGCCCCUUAUUUGGGCCCAUCUCUUCAAAAAUCAAAUGUUGUUACUCCUGGAGUUACCUAUGCUAGUGUACUGCACAACACUUCUCCCACUGCAAGAGCUCCAAUGGCUACGUACGGGCAUCAUUAG
This is a messenger RNA of Nematocida minor, 2052 nucleotides long. RefSeq lists its product as uncharacterized. The transcript has a single exon. Bases 1 to 2052 code for a protein of 683 amino acids. The record is from RefSeq and is a predicted model, not a curated record. Lineage: Eukaryota; Fungi; Microsporidia.